Messenger RNA from Acaulospora morrowiae, 425 nucleotides. The record is from the annotation of a GenBank genome assembly. Lineage: Eukaryota; Fungi; Glomeromycota; Glomeromycetes; Diversisporales; Acaulosporaceae.
GGAUAGGUGUAGAGUUUUGCGUGCACAUCGUGAGAGCAUUUAUAGUUGGUGGAGCAGGCGUGGAUAAAGAUGAAAGGGCCUAUAGGUCAAUAAUCGAUGUUGGUAGUUCGGUAUUUGCCGGAAUCACCAUGACGAAAUUUUUCGGAAUAUUGGUACUGGCGUUUACGCGGAGCAAGAUAUUCGAGGUAUAUUACUUUAGAAUGUAUGUUGCUAUGGUGAUAGUUGGAGCUUUGCAUGGGCUUGUGUUAUUGCCGGUUGUAUUGAGUUUGGUUGGGAGUAACGGUAUGGGUAGCGGAGAAGACUUUAAUGAUAUAUUUGAUGAUGAAGAAAUGUUUGGUGGAAGACCAAUCAGGAGGCCAGACAAUAGGAUGUUGGUUGAUGAUGGAGGAAUCGAAAGUGGUGAGAGUGAUGCAGAAGAGAUUUGA